Messenger RNA from Arabidopsis thaliana (thale cress), 960 nucleotides. RefSeq lists its product as uncharacterized. Gene Ontology annotation, cellular component: plasma membrane. The transcript has 3 exons. Lineage: Eukaryota; Viridiplantae; Streptophyta; Magnoliopsida; Brassicales; Brassicaceae. The record is from RefSeq and is marked reviewed. The coding region runs from base 327 to 791 and encodes 154 amino acids.
CUUAUCUCACUUAUCUCAGUCCACUAAAAAGCAAAGCAAGAAAAAGAGAAUGUCAAAGGAGAAACAAGGAAGAAGCUUAGCUUAUAAUCGAAUCUAAGCCGUUUCGGGAAAUUCUGUUUGUAGGUGACAAAAUCCUCUUAUAGGGUUAUUCUUAGCUAUGAAUUUCCUCUGCAAUUUCUUUUUUUCCCCGCCAAAAUUUCUCCUGAAGCAAAUGUAGCUUUUUACUUGCUGAACUAGGGUUUUGUUCGAUUUUGUUCCUCUUUCCUCGCUGAUUUUGUCGGAAUUUCUGGGUUUGGGAAGAGAAAUUGGAGUCGUUAUUGAUUGAAAUGAAGAAGCUUUUAGGAGGUCCGGGAACUGUGUGUGGUCUGUUACUGAGAAUCGGACAAUGUGCUUCAGCUGCUGCUUCAAUCGGCGUUAUGGUCUCUGCUAAAGAGUUCUCUGUUCACACUGCUUUUUGCUACUUGAUUGCGUCAAUGGGUCUUCAAUUGUUGUGGAGCUUUGGGCUAGCAUGUCUUGAUGUUUAUGCUCUCAGGGGAAAGAAAGAUCUCCAAAACCCUAUCUUGGUUAGCUUAUUCGUCGUUGGUGAUUGGGUGACGGCAAUGUUAUCUCUUGCAGCUGCAUGUUCAUCAGCAGGAGUUGUAGUCUUGUAUGAAAAAGAUAUCAAGUAUUGCAAUACUCAAAGCCAAUAUCCAUGUCUUAGGUAUGAAGUAGCUGUAGCGCUUUCUUUCGUCACUUGGAUCCAGAUUGCUGUUUCUUCUCAUGUCACAUUUUGGAUCUUAGCCUCGGUUUAGUUAGUUUCGCAAAGAACUCCCAACUUUUUCUUCUUCUUGGAAUGUUGAGACAUCUUUGUAGCUUUUGAUGACGUUAACAAUCUGCUUCUAAUCGAAUCUAUCAAUGUUUCUUGCAAUCAAGUGCUACUGCUGCAUAUUGGCAUUUCUCUCUUAACCACUACACCUUACU